Molecule: messenger RNA, 2365 nt
Organism: Nicotiana attenuata
Lineage: Eukaryota; Viridiplantae; Streptophyta; Magnoliopsida; Solanales; Solanaceae
Exons: 3
Coding region: 288-2126 (612 amino acids)
Molecular function (GO): zinc ion binding
Source: RefSeq, a predicted model, not a curated record
GGCCCUCUCUUUAUCUCUCUUAUUGAUUUGAGAAAAAAUUGCAUUUUCGACAUUAGGGUUUUCCAAUUGCCCUCGACAUUCGUCAAAUUUACGCCCUUACACUGUUCAUCUUCUCUCUGCAUCUUCUGAUCUCUUCAACAACUGAAUAAUUGCAGCAGCAUAUUUCAGAUAUUGAAAUUGGAGUGAUUUGUGAAUCCCCAGUAGCACAUUUGGAAAUUUUGGCAACUUCAAGAAAAAUGAGUGAUUAUAGUUGGGAGGUUUAGCAACGAGGUUUAAGCUGUAGAGUUAUGGGGGAUCAUGUAUUGGAAUCAGCACAUGAGAUAGUAGUAUCAGGGCCUGAUUCAAAUGGUCAGCAGUUUACAGCAGUACCCGGAUCGAAUGGGGUGUUGAUUGACCAACCUUUAGCAAUUGGGCAAGAGUUCCCGGAUGUUGAUGCAUGUAGAAGGACUUUGAAAGAGAUAGCUAUAGGAUUGCAUUUUGAAAUUCGAAUAGUCAAAUCAGAUAGGAGUAGAUUCAUAGCUAAGUGCUCCAAAGAAGGUUGUCCAUGGCGUGUUCAUGUGGCAAAAUGUCCGGGAGUUCCUACAUUUACAAUUAGGACUCUUCACGGUGAGCAUACGUGUGAGGGGGUUCAGAGCCUUCACCAUCAGCAAGCAUCAGUGGGUUGGGUUGCAAGAUCAGUGGAAUCACGGGUGAGGGAUAAUCCUCAGUAUAAACCAAAGGAGAUUUUGCAGGAUAUUCGAAGUCAGCAUGGGGUUGCUGUGUCUUAUAUGCAAGCAUGGCGAGGAAAGGAGCGCAGCAUGGCUGCUCUACAUGGAACCUUUGAAGAAGGUUAUCAGCUUCUUCCUGCAUAUUGUGAACAGAUAAGGAAGACUAAUCCAGGGAGCAUUGCAUCAGUUAGCACGGGUCAGGAGAAUUGUUUCCAACGAUUGUUUGUCUCAUAUCGUGCAGCAAUUUAUGGAUUUUUAAAUGCUUGCCGACCACUUUUGGAACUUGAUAGAGUGCAUUUAAAAGGAAAGUACCUGGGUAUGAUAUUUUGUGCUGCAGCUGUUGAUGCUAAUGAUACGUUGUUUCCUUUGGCAAUAGCUGUUGUCGAUGUGGAAAGUGACGAGAACUGGAUGUGGUUUAUGUCCGAGCUCCGCAAACUUCUGGGUGUAAAUACUGACAGUAUGCCAAGACUUACUAUACUGUCUGAGAGAUCAGCGGGUAUGGUUGAGGCAGUCGAGACUCAUUUUCCAAAUGCAUUUCAUGGUUUUUGCCUACGUUAUAUCAGUGAGAAUUUCCGAGAUACAUUUAAGAACUCAAAAUUAGUGAAUAUAUUUUGGAAUGCAGUAUAUGCACUUACCGCAGCUGAAUUUGAGAGCAAAGUCGCCGAGAUGGUUGAGGUUUCACAAGAUGUCCUACAGUGGUUUCACCAUUUCAAUCCACAGCACUGGGCUGUCGCAUAUUUUGAAGGAUUACGAUAUGGUCAUUUUUCAUUGGGAAUAACAGAAGUGUUGUAUAACUGGGCACUGGAGUGUCACGAACUUCCUAUUGUGCAGAUGAUGGAACAUAUCCGCCAACAGAUGAUAUCAUGGUCUAACGAUCGUCGUAACAUGGGCAUGAGGUUGACGUCAAUACUCGUGCCAUCUGCUGAAAAGAGGAUUUCAGAAGCAAUUGCUGAUGCUCGCUGCUACAAAGUUCUACGAGCAAAUGAAAUUGAAUUUGAGAUCGUAUCAACUGAGAGGACAAAUAUUGUGGACAUACGAAGUCGUGUGUGCUCAUGUCGCCGUUGGCAACUCUAUGGUGUGCCGUGUGCACAUGCUGCUGCUGCACUUAUUUCUUGUGGACAGAAUGCCCAGUUAUUUGCUGAGCCUUGUUUCACGGUUCACAGUUAUCGUGAAACCUACUCACAAAUGAUAUACCCAAUUCCUGACAGGAGUCUUUGGAGAGAGGCUGGUGAGGGUACAGAAGGUGGAGGAGCAAAAGUUGAUAUUCUAAUUCGGCCACCAAAAACCCGACGACCACCUGGCAGGCCCAAAAAGAAGGUUCUUCGCAUAGAGAGUUUAAAGCGUCCGAAGAGAGUAGUUCAAUGUGGUCGCUGCCAUAUGUUGGGGCAUUCUCAGAAAAAAUGUUCUUUGCCUGGUUGAUCCUGGGUUAGUACUUAGUUGUCAGUUCUCUUUGCUCAUUCAGAAAUUUUCAUAGAAGAGUUUUAAGCUGCAUGUACUUAGUAACGGCUUAGUAAUGAGAUUUUAAUUGGUCUCUGCCUUAUCUGUUCACCAGUUGUCCUUGAAUAUAUCUCAGGAGCAUGUUGUGUACCUUGUAUUAUAUAACUGUAUAACUAGUUGAGUUUCCAUGGAAUUGUACCAAUGAAAGCCUUUUUCAUGUG